This is a messenger RNA of Aspergillus tubingensis, 1338 nucleotides long. RefSeq names its product SHNi-TPR domain-containing protein. Gene Ontology annotation, biological process: DNA replication-dependent chromatin assembly; CENP-A containing chromatin assembly. Gene Ontology annotation, cellular component: nucleoplasm. Gene Ontology annotation, molecular function: histone binding. The record is from RefSeq and is a predicted model, not a curated record. The coding region runs from base 1 to 1338 and encodes 445 amino acids. NCBI's taxonomy places the organism in Eukaryota, Fungi, Ascomycota, Eurotiomycetes, Eurotiales, Aspergillaceae. The transcript has 2 exons.
AUGGAACCAACUACAUCCCCGAAAGACGAUAGUACAAAGACUCAAACGGCUUUGGACGACCUUAUCAAGCAAGCUGCCGCCAAAGAUGCCAUCAAGGAUUACAACGCCGCUGCAGAGCUAUAUUCUGAGGCCACGGAACUUCAAGCAGAACUCAACGGAGAACUAGCGCUGGAAAAUGCAGAUUUACUAUUCGCCUACGGAAAAGCCCUCUAUAAUGUUGCCGUCAGCAAGAGCGAUGUGCUUGGGUCCAAGGUAGCUGGAGAAUCACAGCCGAGCAGCGCAUCUGUCGAGAGGCCAUCCGCUGCGGCAACAGCCACAACCGCAGGUAUCGUUGAGAAAGCUGUCGCCCAGGGCCCACCUGAGAAGUCCGCGGGAGCCCAGAAGUCAAAUACUGGUGAUGUCCCUGCUAAGCCAUACUUUCAAUUCACUGGUGAUGAGAACUUUGACGACUCGGGUUCGGAAGACGAGGCCGACGGUGAGGAAGCUGCGGCCGAUGACGAAGACGACUUUGCCAAUGCCUUCGAAGUUCUUGACCUGGCGCGCGUGCUAUACCACAAAAAGAUGACUACGAUAGAGGAGGGAAUUGGCAAAGGGAAAUCCGCAGAUUUACCUCCAGAUCUCAGGCACGUCAAAGAACGUCUCGCGGAUACGUACGAUUUACAGGCGGAGAUCUCACUGGAGGCAGAAAGGUUUUUAGAUGCGGUGACGGACUUGAGGACGUCUCUGGAUUUAAGGCAGUCUCUAUUUCCGAUUGAAGAUCCUUCUGUUGCAGAAUGUCACUACAAGCUUUCUCUUGCCCUAGAAUUUGGCUCCGUCAAAAAUGAGAACGACAGCUCCCAAGAGGACAGUACCCUCAAAGGGCCGGUCGACGAGGAAAUGAGGGAAGAGGCCGCAGCUCAAAUGGAAAAGGCUAUUGAAAGCUGCCGUCUGAGGAUGGAUCAAGAACAGAAGAAGUUGGUUGACGAUAAUUCAUUGGAUGAGGACAAGGUGACCGCUAUGAAGAGAAGAAUAGCAAAUGUCAAAGACAUCAUAGCAGACAUGGAGCAAAGGCUCGUCGAUCUUCGACGCCCGCCAGUAUCUGCUACUGAGAAUAGCGAUGCAGAUAACACAGUGCUGAAGGGUAUUUUGGGUCAGAUUAUGGGGCAUUCUCCUUCGGAGCAAAAGGCCCAUCUCGAUGCUGUCACAAAAGAAGCAAAUGACCUUUCUGCGUUUGUCAAAAGAAAACCUGCGAGCAAGAAGCCACCCCAGAAGAGUGAGACUGUACCAAAACGAUCGGCUCCGGAAGAGGGCGCGGGAGGCGAUACAAAGAGAGCACGAGCAGGCGAUAACCUUGAAUGA